AUGAAAGAAGGAAACUCACGAAUUCUGUUUUUAUUUCUUCCCUCACUUUAUCAUCAUUAUAGGUUCCAAAAUCGACGCAUGAAGGCUAAGAAAGAUAACUCGCUUACAGCAUUAAGUCCCGAUUUAAUGUACACGGACGAGCCACAAAUCAUUCAAAAUUAUCCAACUUAUCAACAGCCAAAUGUUGGGUCGCAUGAAUAUGGCAAUGCGAGCAAUAGCAGUGAAAUGAUGAUGCCAGUGAAUGGCAGCUAUAAUAAUCCAUUAAAUGACUUGAUGAAUAUCAAUCAUGAACAGCAGCAAACACAUUUAGAAUUAUCGUCUUUUGUAUGA
Molecule: messenger RNA, 330 nt
Organism: Clunio marinus
Lineage: Eukaryota; Metazoa; Arthropoda; Insecta; Diptera; Chironomidae
Source: the annotation of a GenBank genome assembly